AGUUAUACACGUGUGGAGUCUAACGAAUCAGCGAGUCUGGAAUUUCCUAGUUCCGACUAGCACGUAAACGCGGCAUGAGUAGGAGCGGUUUACCCCAUGCUACCUGGACGGUGACACAUUGGUAUGAAUCACAUCGUUGACCUGCUACCCUACAGAGUCGCAGUGACUCGACGAAAUUGUGCUCCGGGAAGAAACUGUCGAUACUUGUUUUGGUUCCAUCGUGCUCCUUUACGAGUCGAAAGACCUUGACUAAAGUAUGUCCUGUACAUGUACAUCGGCCGUGAGGAUAUUCUUGAAUUCAGCACACAGAGGACUGUCUUGUUCUCGUAUUCAACUCUAUGCUUUGAGCAGACCUAGUUCUUGUGAAGCUCACCUACCUCCCAGAGUCCGAGUGAGGUCCUUCCAUGAAACGGCAGUAUGUUUCGUUGCUAAAGAUGGAACAACCAAGGAUGGAUCCAACGAUGGUGGAAAGAAGAACCUCGGUGAAGCAAAGAGACUUUCGGGCUCUUCUGGUGGAUCAGGGAAGGGGGGUAACCAGCUGCACUGUCCCAAAUGUGGAGACCCUUGUACACAUGUGGAGACCUUUGUAUCGUCAACACGUUUUGUGAAGUGUGAGAAAUGCCAUCACUUUUUCGUGGUGCUCUCUGAGACGGACUCUAAGAAGGGUCUGAAUACAGAAGCAGAGUCGCCCCCUGAGGCUGUAAAAAUGGCCUUCACACAGAAACCUCCCCCGCCACCCAAAAAGAUCUAUGCCUACCUGGACAAGUACGUAGUGGGUCAGUCCUAUGCUAAGAAGGUGCUGGCCGUAGCUGUGUAUAAUCACUACAAGAGAAUCUACAACAACAUGCCUGCUGGGAGCAGACAGGUGGAGGUGGAGAAACAGGCCUCGCUCACUCCACGAGAGCUAGAGAUGAGAAGGCGGGAGGAUGAGUACAGAUUCACCAAACUCCUUCAGAUAGCAGGGAUCAGUCCCCAUGGCAACGCUCUGGGAGCCUCCAUGCAGCAGCAAGCCACUCGGCAGGCUCCUCAGGAGAAGAGGGGCGGGGACGUGUUAGACUCUACUCACACUGACAUCAAACUGGAGAAGAGCAACAUCGUACUGUUAGGCCCAACCGGAUCAGGCAAGACAUUGUUGGCUCAGACCCUGGCCAAGUGUCUAGAUGUACCUUUUGCCAUCUGUGAUUGUACCACCCUGACCCAGGCUGGCUAUGUGGGGGAGGACAUUGAGUCUGUUAUCGCCAAGCUGCUGCAGGAUGCCAACUACUCUGUGGAUAAAGCACAGCAAGGCAUUGUGUUUCUGGAUGAGGUGGAUAAGAUCGGCAGCGUUCCUGGAAUCCACCAGCUCAGAGACGUAGGAGGAGAAGGUGUACAGCAGGGUCUGCUGAAACUCCUGGAGGGCACGAUCGUGAGCGUUCCAGAGAAGAACUCCAGGAAGUUGAGAGGAGAGACGGUGCAGGUGGACACCACUAACAUCCUGUUCGUAGCGUCAGGAGCCUUCAACGGACUCGACAGAAUCGUCAGCAGACGAAAGAAUGAAAAGUACCUAGGCUUUGGCACACCAUCCAACAUGGGUAAGGGUCGCCGUGCGGCGGCGGCAGCCGACCAAGCUAACAGCAGUGAACAGACGGACAUGGUGGCAGAGAUGGAGGAGAAGGACCGGCUGCUGAAGCUCGUGGAGGCCCGGGACCUCAUUGAGUUUGGGAUGAUUCCGGAGUUUGUGGGGCGUCUGCCUGUGGUGGUGCCUCUGCACAGUCUGGAUGAAAAAACUCUGGUCCGUAUCCUGACAGAACCACGCAAUGCUGUCAUACCCCAGUACCAGGCUCUGUUCAGCAUGGACAAGUGUGAACUGAAUGUAACCCCGGAUGCUCUGAGGGCCAUCGCCAAGCUGGCUCUGGACAGGAAGACAGGAGCCCGAGGCCUGAGGUCCAUCAUGGAGAAGCUUCUUCUGGAGCCAAUGUUCGAGGUGCCCUGUUCAGACAUUAUGUCUGUGGAGUUAACCAAGGACGUCGUCCAGGGCAAAUCAGAACCACAAUACGUCAGGGCUCCAGUGAAAGAGGCAGCAGAGGAGGACUAUGACUCUGGUAUUGAAGAGGAGAACUGGCCCAGACAGGUGGACGCAGCAGCAGCUAACUGAUCUGAUCCACCUUGACCUUUUAUACAUUUACAUUACACUUAAGUCAUUUAGCAGACGCUCUUAUCCAGAGCGACUUACAAAUUGGUGCAUUCACCUUAUGAUCUGAAACUCAUUUUCAAGAACUGCUACAGAAUUUACACACAGUGUAAUCUAGAAUCAUUAGAACACCUUCUAGAACCUUUUUUGGAAGCCAGUUGUGGGUUCCUCGAGUUCUAAGACCCUGUGGUCCACUACUACAACACGGUGAAACCGUUUCUUGACCUUUCUCUCUCAAAGUGUUUUCAUAAGGAACAACUAGGAUGUGAGAUCUGUAAAUACCUGUUGGUCCUGUGAAUCAAGUGGUACUUGUUUAGUUAUGAAUUGAAGGGUCACUAACAACGUGGACUUUUUCUUUUAUAGUGUAUAUAUAUUUUCCAUCUUUGGGGAUUGCCCUUUAUCUAUCUUAAGAUAAUGCAAUUUCUAUUCUAAAUGAUUUUAAGUAGGUGUUUGUGUUCUUUCCUGUUGUGUUGGGAUGAUGGCAGGUUGAAGUGGCAAAGGAAACACAUAUAACACGAAUGGGAUCAGCCAGGGAAACAAAUAUAACGUGAAUGGGAUCAGUCAGGGAAACAAAUAUAAUAUGAAUGGGAUCAGCCAGGGAAACAUAACGUGAAUGGGAUCAGCCAGGGAAACAUAACAUGAAUGGGAUCAGCCAGGGAAACAUAACAUGAAUGGGAUCAGCCAGGGAAAUAUAACGUGAAUGGGAUCAGCCAGGGAAACACAUAUAACGUGAAUGGGAUCAGCCAGGGAAACACAUAUAACGUGAAUGGGAUCAGCCAGGGAAACACAUAUAACGUGAAUGGGAUCAGCCAGGGAAACACAUAUAACGUGAAUGGGAUCAGCCAGGGAAACACAACAUGAAUGGGAUCAGCCAGGGAAACAUAACAUGAAUGGGAUCAGCCAUUCAUGGGGGGGGGGGGGCUCACAUUGUUGAACUUAUGUUAUUGAUUACAUUGUGUCAGGAAAGCUUAAUCUAGUCCGGUAGUUUUUGAACCCAUGUCUGGUCACCGGAGCACAAUAUUCCAUGAUGAGCACAUCAUGAUUGUUUUUCUAUGGCGUUUAAAUUACUGCAACAACAAACAAAAAAACAUUCUGGCACUAAUUUAACUCCAUAUCUCCUCGUAUCCACCAUGGUACUAACGGGUGUGUUCAUAAUGAACACAACUGUGCUGUCGAUGUUUAAACAUUAAACAUCAGGGCUGCUUAGUUAAUGUUCAUGACCUUGUAUGACAGGAACACGCCUGUAAAGUGAUUAGGAAAACACAUAUCAGUGUACUACCCGCUACACCGGCACACUGAACAGUACGGGCUGUUACGGUCCAAAAUGGUACCCUAUUCUUCUAGGGCCAAUGGUCAAAAAAAGUGCACUAUAUAGGGAAUAUGGUUCUAUAGGGCGUCUGGUCAAAAGUAGUGCACUAUAUAGGGAAUAGGGUUCUAUUGAGCCCUGGUCUAAAGUAGUACACUAUAUAGAGAAUAGGGUGCCAUUUCAGAUGCUGAAUGUUUGAUGCUAGUAGUGACAUUAAAAAAAAACAGUCAAGAAUGGUUAUUUUGCAUGUCUACUCUCUCUAACCUCACAGGAUUACCGUUGGAUCAAUUUCAAGUAAGGCAAAAGGGCCGGAAUUCAAAACAAAUGGGUUUGUGCUGUUGAUCCAGGUCCCACUUGUCCAUAUAAUAGAAUUCAAUACGAUCUAAAAGGCUACACUGAUCCUAGAUCAGCCGUCUUUCUCUGAGACUUGUGAACACGGGCAAAGUUCUCUGAAUAUGGUUUUUCCUUUGCUCUGGGUCGGGCUUUACAAACCCCACCCCCCACCUCACCUUUGUAGUUAUGCUUCAGUAUGUCACGUUACUAAAAACAAUGAAGUCUUUACUACUUCUGUUCACACUGAGCAAUGCUGUUCAACAUCCUCGUAGUGCUGUAUGUGCACUAAUAGUAAUGACAUUAGAUUAACAUUCAUCAGGUUUCUACCUUGUUUGUGUUUGCUUUCAGUCCCCCCCCCCCCCCAGUCAAUGCUCUUCUCAAAGCUAAAUGAUAACAUUUAAAACACCCCAGUUGUGAUUGUUUUAAAUAUCAUAAAUAAAAUGUAUGUCUCUCUUACUGUCAA
Messenger RNA from Salvelinus fontinalis (brook trout), 4272 nucleotides. RefSeq names its product ATP-dependent Clp protease ATP-binding subunit clpX-like, mitochondrial. The record is from RefSeq and is a predicted model, not a curated record. Gene Ontology annotation, molecular function: zinc ion binding; ATP binding; ATP-dependent protein folding chaperone. Gene Ontology annotation, cellular component: mitochondrial matrix. Gene Ontology annotation, biological process: protein catabolic process; proteolysis; protein folding. The transcript has 15 exons. The coding region runs from base 257 to 2134 and encodes 625 amino acids. NCBI's taxonomy places the organism in Eukaryota, Metazoa, Chordata, Actinopteri, Salmoniformes, Salmonidae.